Molecule: messenger RNA, 668 nt
Organism: Anopheles maculipalpis
Lineage: Eukaryota; Metazoa; Arthropoda; Insecta; Diptera; Culicidae
Exons: 3
Coding region: 10-588 (192 amino acids)
Source: RefSeq, a predicted model, not a curated record
UGCACAGAAAUGGAGGAAACUAGUAAAGUUAGCACAAAACAACAAUUUAUUGCUGCAUAUGCCGCAUUGGUACAGGGAAUAAGUGCUGAACGGUUCGACGAGUUCAAACCGUUUUUCGCCAACGAAGAUGACUACAACCUGGCGGUACAGGAAUUCCGCAACGGGUUUCAGGAAGCGCUGCUAGCGAAGGUAAACCGACUAUGGGAUGAAACGGACAUCGAUAACAAUGUCGAGCUGUUGGAAAAGUUGACGCAAAAGGCGCAAGGGAAGGUGGGCAAAAUGUGGCGUCCUACGGGGAAACCGGUCAGCGAGCAGAUACGGCCGCUUGUGGUAAACAAGCUGAAAACAUCACUAAAAUUUUACCAAUAUCAGCUGGGAUUUCAAAAGGAACGAACUGAGGAACUCAUUUACCUGAUAGAGACAAUGCGGGCCAAAUACCAAACAAUGCAGACGCAACGGAACCACCUACUGCAGCAAAUAGCAAACGAGCAGAAAACGUUCGAUUCCAUCCGUGCCCACCAGAAAGAGCUCGACCAGCUGGUAAAUGUUGAUUUGUUUAAUGGUAUUCGGAAGACGGACGCAUCUUAAGCAAACCACUUCAGGUAGGAUAAAUUUGUAACAAGUUUAUUGUUUAAAAGAAAACACAAUUAAACUAAAAGUACACAUUA